GGGACUUUUGGCUGUAAGUCGUGGCAUCAGACUCAGAGUCAAGAGGCUGAGAAAAUAAAACCCUAGAGAAACAGCGAAAUCAACAAGAGGAAGAGGGAGAAGGAGAAGGAGAAGAUAGACGGACCUAGAUCGGAUCGAAUCGGAUCCGACCCACAUACGCACAUCCUCCUGGUAUGUACGUGGGUCUUCCUUCAUCUUCUUCUUCUCGAAUUAGGGUUUUGGUCCUUUUACAGAUUCACUGAUACAUCAAUUUUUGUUCAAUAAUUCCGUGGCUUCUUUGUUGAAUACGCUCUUUUUUCUUCUUCUUUUUCUUUUUUCUGAAUUUAUUGAGACUCAAUUUCUCGGUCUUUCAUUAAUUUUCUCUCGUUAACUGUUUCGCAAUCUUAAUUUGAUUCUCCAAAGAUGUACAAACACACACAUACACGUGAAUUAUACACUCAUAAUUUAUUCGAAAACGUCAUUUUAUAAUUUUCUUUUUCGUAAUCAGUUCUAUGAUUGGUUUUAAAAUUUUACCAUGAGAAAGUUUUGUUUUAGCUGGAAAAGAAAAGGUCUCCAAAAAAUCACACAUCAAAAGUUUUGUAACUGCUCGUAGAUGCAUUGUCAAAUGAGAAAUUAGUAGCUCAGUGGAGGAACCAAGCAAAGACGGUAUGACCCAUCUUGUGUUGAAAGCAUUUCCAUGUUUUAUAGGUGCUAUUUUGUGUGUUUCCUCAUGAUAAGCAGAAAAAAGAUGGAAAGAAAAAUUGUCCUUUUCUGCUACAGAUGUUGAUUGCUAAGUUGUGAAAUAUAUGUUUAUCUGACAUUUGGUUUAGGAUUUGAUUUUUCAAGAUUGAUAUCCUUCUGUGCGUCACUUUGGAUAGUAUUCAUGAUUUAUUAGCUGAUGGUUUCUACAAUCAAGACCUUCCUCUGUUUUGUGUGAUAAGAGAAUUCGAAGAUGGGUGUUACUGAAUUUGUGGAAAGGGUUUGAUUUUGAGGAUUCCGGUUAUGAGAGAGGGGCCAAGGUCAACUCAUGGGAGUUACUGGUUCUUGGUUCAUCAUGGCGUAACUGUUUCUGUUUGUGCAUAUAUUACAGGAGAGGUUUUCAUACAUUCUGCUCCUGAAUCUUCUGAACGAUCACCAAGAGCCUUUCAGGGGGUGACGCUGACGGGGGUUUUGCUUGCAAGAAAUGGAUCCUGGUCGCUAUGGUCUUCAGCAAGGAUGGGAUAAUAACAGCGCUCUGGAGGGUUAUGGAGCUGUAAAUGAGCCAAACUUCAGGGUUGGUGCUUCCUACGAUGAGAGGAGGUUUUUAGAUGAAAGAUAUUCAAGAGAUAAUGUUUAUCCAAGAAAUGCCUUCCAUCGUGAUGUUUUGGAAAGGGAGAACUAUCCACCACCACCGCCUGCUAUUGGGCUUUGGCCGCAAUCAAGAAGAAGAAGUUAUGAAGAGGACUAUCCACUUGAUAGGGAAUCUAGGCGACAUGAGAAAUCAUAUGUUAAUUCAUACCAUGAGAUGGAUACUUUUCGGGAUCAUGAGAUUGAUGCAAUUCAGGAAUUUGAUAAGUUUGGGGAUGGCUAUCGUAGUAUUGAUACCUAUCGUGAUCAUGAAUUCGACAGACCUGGCAGGUUUGGGGGACGUGAACGUGAUGAUUAUGUGUAUGAUGAUUAUGACUAUAGGUCCCGCAUCUCCCAUCAAAGCAGGGAGGAUAGCCGUGACAGGGAUUAUGACUUUGGCCGGCAUAGUUAUGAUUCUGAUUAUGAAAGAGGCAGUAGGAGAGAUGGUAAUUGGAGGCGGCGUGAAUCCCGUGAUAAGAGAGGUUUGAGUCGGGAAAGAGAUCCAAGUCCACAUAAAAGGCAUGAACGCUCCCGGUCCCGGGGGCAUGAUGAUCGACCUAGAUCAAGGUCCCCUCGCAGUCGAAGCCAUGGUCGAAGUCAUCGAGAGGAUAGCUACGAUGAUGAUCGGCAUGAGAGGACUGAUAAGCGAAGGGAGCGUGAAGAGAAGCGUCAUCGUGAGCAGUAUGCUGUGGCCCCAUCUGCCACCAUUGUUGUGAAGGGCCUUUCACAGAAGACGACUGAGGAAGAUUUGUACCAGAUCCUUGCUGAAUGGGGACCCCUUCGUCAUGUCCGUGUGAUCAAAGAGCGAAACUCUGGGAUCUCGCGUGGAUUUGCUUUCAUUGAUUUUCCUUCUGUGGGAGCAGCACGUUCAAUGAUGGACAAGAUUGGUGAUGAUGGUCUUGUUGUGGAUGGAAGAAAGCUUUUUUUUGAGUAUAGUAGUAAGCCAACCGGUGGGGCAGGUGGACCGUUUGGUCAAGAAAAUGGUGCGAAAUCAGGCCACUUUAACCAUAAAGGCAUUACAGUACCAUCUGAUUGGAUGUGCAACUCUUGUGGCUGUGUCAAUUUUGCCCGGCGGACAUCUUGCUUCCAGUGUAAUGAGCCACGCAGUGAUGAUGCUCCCCCAGCAGAUAUUUCUUUAUCAAAUCCAGCACCAUUAGGAAAGAAAGGAUUGGAGGCAGGUCCUACUCAUGUUUUGGUUGUUCGUGGAUUGGAUGAAAAUGCUGAUGAGGAAAUGCUUCGUUAUGAAUUUUCCAAACAUGCUCCAAUCAAGGACCUUCGUCUUGUCAGAGACAAAUUUACUCACGUCUCUAGGGGAUUUGCAUUUGUACAUUUUCAUUCGGUGGAGGAUUCUACAAAAGCUCUUGAAGCAACGAAUGGAACAAAUCUUGAAAAAAAUGGGCAGAUCUUGAGGGUGGCAUAUGCAAAAAGCAUCCUUGGUCCAGGAUCAGGCGCAUCAGGAUCUGGCCAGUCAAGUAGCCUUGCUGCUGCUGCAAUUGAGGCAGCGACUUUUGCUCAACAGUAUGAUGCUGUUGGAUGGGCACCAAAAGAAUAUAACCCAGAUGACAAGCAAUCAACCAGUGGCAAGGAGCACACUGGUGGGAAGGUUGCAGUUCAAAAUGAUGGUUCAGCUCCACAAUCUGGAUUUGUAUGGGAUGAGGCUUCUGGUUAUUACUAUGAUGCUGCUUCUGGGUUCUACUAUGAUGGAAAUACAGGUCUUUAUUAUGACGGUAACAGUGGAGUCUGGUAUUCAUAUGACCACCAAACUCAGCAGUACAUCCCUUGCACUGAUCAGAAUGACAACAAAGCACCUGGUAACCAAUCUGAGCUCCCUAAGGCAUCAGAUGGUUCCAGUAAUAGAAAAGUAAUCAUCUCUGCACCAGCUACUACUGUAACAUCAGUUGAGAAGGCUGCCUCAUUACCGGAUGCAGUACAGGCUGCAGCAACAGCAGCAAUAGCUGCAGAGAAGAAAGAGAAGGAGAAGUCAAAAGAGAUAAAACUCGCUUCAAAGAGCAGUAUUCUGGCUAAUAAGAAGAAAAUGAAUAAUGUAUUGUCAAUGUGGAAGCAAAGGAGUCAUGAAGGGCAAGCAACUCGUGUGGCUCUUGAUGACAAUCAACUAUCUGGGUCAGCUGAUGAUAGACCUUUUUCUGUUGGACAAUCCACAAAGAGCAAGUUUAAGACUGAUGCAACAUCAACAAAAGAUAAUUCUACGUCUGGUUCAGGAGCUCCCACCACCGCCUCUGCAGCCCCGGCUGUUGGUUCAGAGUCUCCGGUCAAGCCAAGGCCUGUGAGUAACAGCUUAGGGGGGACUAUAAUGGGGGUCAUUAGAGGUUCUGGAAGACCUACAGUGAGAUCAGAAACCUUCUCUUCAGGAUCAUCUGGUGUAGUUUCUACGUCAUCUGUCACCACAAGUGCUGCUGGUUUAUCUCUAUCAGCAAAUGCAGAUAUACCUACAGUCGCAACUCCAUUUAAAACGGAUGCAUCUGCAUUGGGUACCUACACACUACCUGGGGCUGCUGUGAGCGGAAAGAGGAGGUUUUCUGAAAUGCCACUUAAUCCAGCUGCCAUUCACAAGGAGCAAUCUCAAACUCCCUAUAGGGAUCGUGCAGCUGAGCGAAGGAACUUGUAUGGUUCAUCUUCUCUUGGAGACGAACUAUCUAAUCUGGGAUUUGGUGAUUCAAAUCGAGAUGUUGCAUUAAGGAAGGGUUCUAUGGAUUCAAUGCCUUUCCCCCCUGGUGUUGGUGGGGGGCGUGCACUCGGAGAUGCUAAUAUCAACAGUUAUGAGGUGAUUACUGCAGACAAAGCGAUUGACGAGAGCAAUGUGGGCAACCGGAUGCUCCGUAACAUGGGCUGGCAUGAAGGCUCGGGAUUAGGGAAGGAUGGAAGUGGAAUGGUAGAGCCAGUCCAGGCACAAUCCGUGGAUAGACGAGCAGGACUUGGUAGUCAGCAGAAAAAACUUGAUCCUAGCCUUGAGGUGCAGGCCGGGGAUAGUUACAAGACUCUCAUUCAUAAGAAGGCGCUUGCCAGGUUUCGAGAGAUGUCGUGAUUGAAGCUGCUCGUGGAGUAAAGGGAGCUGAUACAUAAAACUUACGAAGGAAGAUAGUGGCAGAGCUUUCAAACGCUGUAGAAAAUGUAGUUUCCAUUGUAGAGGCUUUUGGGUCGGUCAUGCAAUUAUUGGUUUCAAGGUGUCGUCGUCUGACUCAAUUCUCUCUUGUAAAAAAGUAGCUUUUCAGCACUUGUAAAAAAUCAAAUGUGCUUUAAAGAUCUGAAAUUUUGAUUA
Messenger RNA from Corylus avellana, 4582 nucleotides. RefSeq names its product suppressor of abi3-5 (gene SUA). Gene Ontology annotation, cellular component: nucleus. NCBI's taxonomy places the organism in Eukaryota, Viridiplantae, Streptophyta, Magnoliopsida, Fagales, Betulaceae. Gene Ontology annotation, molecular function: RNA binding. Gene Ontology annotation, biological process: mRNA splicing, via spliceosome. The record is from RefSeq and is a predicted model, not a curated record.